AUGCCGCUGAAACUGCUCUGCCUCCACGGCUGGGGCACCAAUGUCAAGAUCCUCCAAUCUCAGCUGGGUGGACUGAUGGCGGACUUGCGUCGCGAUAACACGGCGACGUUCCACUUCGUCGAAGGCGAUGUGGAUUCGGCUCCGGGGCCCGGCAUCGCGGGCUACUAUGACGGCCCUUAUUAUAGCUAUUAUCGAUUUCCUCUGCCCCUCUCCGGUCCGGAAUCCGGGGAUACGUCAUUGAUGGAAGCAUAUGACUGGCUGUACGAUGUCAUCAAUGAGGACGGCCCCUUUGACGGCAUCCUGGGCUUCUCCCAUGGGGGCACCCUGGCUGCCGGAUUCCUCAUCCACCAUGCCAAAACAUAUCCGCGCGAAGCGCCAUUGUUCCGUUGUGCCAUCUUCAUCAACUCCCUGCCGCCGUUCCGCAUGGAUCCCGGUGGGGAUCCGGUGAUCGAUUCGGACCUGGAAGGGUAUAUCAACAUCCCGACAGUGACGGUUGCGGGGGUGCAGGAUCCGUUGCUGGAGUACUCGAUCGCGUUGUAUCAGCUGUGCGAUCCGAACCAGUCCAUGUGGGUGGUGCAUAGUAAAGGCCAUGAUGUCCCGGGAGACAAGAAGAACGUGUCCUCUAUAGCCACGGCCAUCAGAAAAUUAGCAAUCCAAGCGUUGGCAAUUUGGUGA
Molecule: messenger RNA, 675 nt
Organism: Aspergillus ibericus CBS 121593
Lineage: Eukaryota; Fungi; Ascomycota; Eurotiomycetes; Eurotiales; Aspergillaceae
Product: putative DUF341 family oxidoreductase
Exons: 3
Coding region: 1-675 (224 amino acids)
Cellular component (GO): cytoplasm; nucleus
Source: RefSeq, a predicted model, not a curated record